GAAGGGAUUCCUGAGUAAUUAAGCUGAGAACACAAGGUGAGAUUUUGGAUGGACUACAGAAUCCGUCUGUAGGGUUCUAAGGGUUAAAUCAGAUCAAGAUUUAGGGCUCAGGCACUCAACAGACGAGUUGCUGGGGCACGACAUGUGACACCUUUCCUAGGAGGGUUUAACAGGGGCCACACCCUCCACCCGAGUUCUCACAGGUAAACACAGGCAGGAUGAGUCGAGGCUUGCUGGGAGUUUGACGUAGGCUGUGGAGAGCUCCUGCUCUUCAAAACAAGACGCCCAGUCUCCUGCAGGCACAGAGGGGUUGAGUGCUGUUAAAGAUGUGAAUCUGUGUAGGAUUAGUAAUAGAUGCCCACCUGAUAAAGAGAAGGGAAGGACCGACCAAAAGCCAGGCCCCCGGGAGCCAUUCCAGAGCAGGAGCCUUGGUCUAAAUGGGUCCGGUCAUGCCUCCCAGUAAGAAGUCCGAAGCUGCGGGGGUCAGUGUUGCGAGUGGCCUGAGUCAGCUGUAUCAGGUGGGGUCGAUCACGCAGGCUCUGCGCGAGGCGGAGGAGAUGGACCUGGCCCUGCCGCUGCCGGCCGUCAAGCUGGAGAAGAGCAGCGUGGAGGACGAGGAGCUCACGAACCUCAACUGGCUCCACGAGAGCAAGAACCUGCUCAACAGCUUCGGAGACCCCGUGCUGCGGAGCGUCAGCCCCGUCCAGGAGCUCGACGACGACACCCCGCCCUCCCCGGCCCCCUCGGACCUCCCGUACGACGCCAAGCAGAACCCCAACUGCAAGCCCCCUUACUCCUUCAGCUGCCUCAUCUUCAUGGCCAUAGAGGAUGCGCCUUCCAAGAGGCUGCCGGUCAAGGAUAUAUAUAACUGGAUCCUGGAACACUUCCCCUAUUUCGCCAACGCCCCGACGGGCUGGAAAAACUCAGUCAGGCACAACCUCUCCCUCAAUAAGUGUUUUAAGAAAGUGGACAAGGACAGGAGUCAGAGUAUCGGUAAGGGCUCCCUGUGGUGCAUAGACCCAGAAUACAGACACAAUCUCAUCCAGGCGCUGAAGAAAACGCCUUAUCAUCCCUACUCCCAAGUGUUCACCACGCCUCCCACCUCUCCUCAGGCAUAUCAAAGCAUGUCCAGUCCUCCAAUCUGGCCAGGAAGCCCCUUCUACAGAAAAAACAAGGGAGUCCUCCUACAAGUCCCUCAGGGAGUGAUCCAUAACGGAGCUCGCAUGAUGAGCCAGGGCCUCUUCCCAGGAAUCCGGCCCCUUCCCAUCAGUCCGAUUAGCAGCAGAACGGCCGCAGUCAGGUCAGUCCUGGCCGGCUGCAGAAUGCGCAGCGACAGCGAGCCGUCCUGCGACUCUCCGCUGGUCAGCAGCGACCCCAAGGAGGACCACAACUACAGCUUCGCCAAAUCUUCCAGCUCCGCACCCGGAGAGCAGCCCCCCCUCGACUGCAGCCAGGCCAGCUUCCACGGCCCCGAGGCCGGCAGCGACACGGAGGAGGAGGACAAGAACAAGAUCAAGAAGGAGCCCAAGGAGUGGUCAGUGGACGCUCUGGCCCUGGCCCAGGUCCAGCACAAGAAACGGCAACAUUUAACAAAGGCCAAACAGAGAGUGGCCAGUGACACGCUGCCCUUAAAAAAGAGGCGCACGGAGAAGCCUCCGGAAAGCGACGACGAGGAGAUGAAGGAGGCGGCCGGCUCUCUGCUGCACCUGGCUGGCGUCAGGGCCUGUUUGAACAAUAUCACCAACCGGACGGCCAAGGGCCAGAAAGAGCAAAAAGAGUCCAUGAAAAAUAACUAAAAUUGACUGUGUUCUAAGGAAGAAAAAAAAACAUCACUUUUAAUAGAAUUUACUAUUUUUUUCCAGGACAUCAGGUGAAUUCUACUGAUUUGUGGCAAUAUCAACAAUCACUUUGUUUUCCUAUCUUUAUAGGUAAUGUUGUUGAGGGUUCUUUAUUUUAUUCUGUCUUUUAUUCGUUUUUAUUCUUUUUUGGUUUUGUUUGGUUGUUUCUUUGUUUUCUUAUGUUUUUUUUGUCUUUUUAUUCAAAGGAGAUUAAAGCCAUAGUGAAACCUUUCUAAGAUGUUUAGCUAAUUCAGUAACGGGUUUUAUUUGGCUGAUAUAAAUAUAAAAUAUAAAAGUGACUGAAAUAGGCAGAAACCUGCCCCCUGCCCCCUACCUUCUGCCCCUCUACACCAGUCCAACAUGCAUGGACUCAUCCCAUCAGUAUCUUAACUAUCCAGUGGUGAGUUGAGUGAGAUGAGUGGCUGAGAUGAUGAUGCUACAUGCUACAUGAAGCAGGGCACUAAAAGGGCUUGUGUAGGUGAAAUAUGGAGGUUAGCGCAGGGCUCCUUCCUGCCAUGACUUGCUGCUUCUUUGUGGAGAAGCUCAGCAGAGCACAAGGGCAGGACAGAGGCAGGGCCAAAGACAAUCCUUUGGUUGGGCUGCUUGAGGAGGCAAGACUGCACUCGCUGCCCUGAUCGUUGAUCCAGUCCAGCUGUAUGACUGUAUUUAAGCAUGGACACUCUGGUUCCGUUCACUUCGUUUAAUAGAAAGCAAUCCAGAAUUUGUAACCAGAGUAAUCUACUAGUAGACCCGCCCUUCCUUCUCCAAGAACAAGUGUCUCAGACCAAGUUUAAAAUGCGUGAUAAAAAGAUGGGGGGUAAUAAAAAGAUACUGAUAUUAGCACACAAAAAAGAUGGAUGUAAUUGGACACAGGAGAAAAAUGCUAUUGAACAUAGGUGGGGUUGUUUUGUCAGUAAAACAUAUGAGGAUGGGCGGAGACACUCAGCAUACUGCAACCAGCCAGCAGAGGCUCUAGACCUGUGGUGGGUUCACGUUUGAGAGUCUUCGAGAGCACUGUCCCUGCUUAUAUACAGUCAGUGAUCCAAUUCAGCAAGAUUGGAGUGGGGUAGGUUGGGUUUGGUUGGGUUGGGUCAGGUGACGUUGGGUUGGGUUGAGUUGAGUUAGGCUGGUUUCGGUCAGAUUGGGUUUGGUCAGGUCAGGUUGGGUCGGGUCAGGUUGGGUCGUUGGGAUCAUGAUGGUGCAGCGGCUGUGAGUGAGUGUAUUGGCUGGAGUCCACCUUCAAUCAGUGAAAUAAGUUGACUAAGCCAUAAGACUUUGUCAAAGUGCUUUUCUUCGGACACAAAUAAUGUACUAUAUAUUAUAUAUUAGUGUAUGUAUUGAGACGUCCUAAUAACUGCCCUUGUUCUUCCCUAAGCAAUUAAAACCAGUGAUAUAUUGUUCUUGACUGAUACGUGACAGUGAUCUUUCUCUUUGUGGCACAAUAACAAUGGUCAAUAUGGGCUACAGAACCUGCCAAUUGUGUUUUAGUGAUACAGAAAAAUAAUAAGAUGACUGUGGAAAUGUUUUGUGAUUUGUUUUUUUGGUUUUUGGUUUUUGUCUUUUGGUUUUGUUCUGUUUAUUUGUAUUCUAUUUUAUUUUAUUAUUUUUUACGGUUGUUUAUUUUUUGCCUAACCCUCAAGAUGUAAUAAGCAAUUUCAUCCAGUCAGGAUAACACUGUAUAAAAGUUACACUAGACAUCUUUUCCUCUCUUAAUUUAAGCAAUGUAGCCAGCAGGAUUUUUCCAAAUCGUGUUGCAUGGGUUCUGUAAAGAAAAAGAAAAAGAAAAACCUUCUUUUUUUAUUCAAAAAGUUCAUGUAAGGUAAAUAAUGUAUUUAGCAUGGAGCAUGAAUUAUUUUCAUAUAAAUAUAGAUCCUAGAGAACAAGGCACCGCCUCUAAUUUCUAUGCCCAUAGGCCUAGAGUCACUUCUGUUGGGGUUUAUUUUGUUCCGUUCUGUUUUAUUUGUUCAUUUUCCGUCUUAAUCGGAUGGGUCGUCCUCGUCGUCGUACUUGUUUUGAAGCAGGCAUUUCAAGAAUAACCUUCUUCAGGGACAAACACUGACUGUUGGGCAACACUCUGUGCAAUAUGGGAAUUUAUUACUCGAGUAGGGCUCGGCCUCCGUCUACGUCUCCCGGCCCCUCGCUCGGCUCUCUCACUCUCUCGGCCGGUGUCGCUCCGGCGUCGGGGAGGUCAGUGUCAGAAGGAGAAGUUGGUAGUGAGUGUGGGUCUUCGAACCUGCUUUUCUUCCGUGUGCUGUGCUCCGUGUGUCUGGUGCCAGUCGUGAUUUCCGGGGGUCUUCCAUGUACACAGCACAGGACUCCACCUCCACCUCCACACUGCCAUGGCUCGUCUUAAGAUUUACAUUGUAGCACUACUUAGAUCAGUUAUCAGUAUUACAUUUGCAGAUCUUCACACACAUAUAUACAUAUAUACACACACACAUAUCGUUAGUGUUGUCAUACAAAAACCUUGUAUCUUUAGAAAGAAAAUAUUUUCCGGAGAAGCAAGCAAAGAAACAUAGUAAUGUUUAAAGGAGACUUUUGGGUGUAGUAAAACAUGAUAAAGAGUAUUAACCAUUGUUGAAUAGCUCACCUCCUCUCUCCUGCAGCUUUCCAACAUCCAGUGAUGUUGUGCUUUUUGCCCAGCACUCUUUACAACAGCCGCUUUGGGGCAUUCACUUCCCCCUGCAGAUAAAUCUCUUUUUACACCAUUAUCCAGGCUCAAAGGUGAACUUUGGACUUUUGUUGUAGUAAAACAUGAUUAAAAGUACUUACCUUUGAUGAUUAGCACACCUCCGUUUUUCCACAGCGUUCUGAGACCCAGAAAUUUGAACAGUUUGUCCAAACACCCUUCAGACUGGGUGACGGGGCAUAAUUUGCCCUGAUAAAUCGCUUUUUACACCGUUAUCUAUCUCAAAGUGAACUGAAAAUAACAUAGACAUACAUAUACAUAGACUCUGCAUAGCGUAGCAGCCGGCGCUAGAAAUAAUGGCAGUGCUUGGACCUGAAGCCAGCAUUAAAGGAUGUAAACAGUGUUUUUUAUUAAGCUUCUUGUGCACUUUUUAAGUUAUUAAUGUCUCAUUUUAAAUGUCAGGGCUCUCCGGAUUCUAGUAAGGAGGUGUGAAGCUACUUUGAGCUGGAUAACAGUGGAAAAAGCGAUUUAUCUGGGCACAUUAUGCCCCGUGUCACCCAGUCUGAAGGUUGUUUGAACAAACUGUUAAAAUACUGGAUCUCGGAAUGCUGUGGGAGAACAAAAGUGUGCUAUUCAUCAAAGUUAAGUACUUUUUAUCAUGUUUUACUACAACAAAAGUCCUUUUACACCAGAGUUCUCCUUUAAAGUAGCUCCACACUUUAGACCUAAUCUCUGGGUGCCGCCAUCACUGUACUGAUAAUAUCUUUACUUUAAGAUGGCGACGCCCAAGAUUAGGCCUCAUUUUAAAAGUCAGGGCUCUCUGGAUUCUACCAGUGAGGUGUGGAGCUACUUUAAGUCUGGAUAUCAGAAAGCUGCAGGAGAGCGGAGGUGGGCUAUUCAACAAGGAUAACUACUUUUUAUCAUAUUUACCUACAUGAUAAAGAAGUCAAUUUUACAUCAGAGUUCUCCUUUAAUAGAAGUGCAUGUAAAAAAGAUUUUAUUGCAAAUUGUUUUGGAGCAUUCAUAUUGGUCCAGUCAUCAUUAAAUUGACAUGGAUACAAUGUGAACAGUGCUUUAAGUGGAGCAGUAGCUACAUCUAUUCACUAUCUAUUCAGCAGCCAUCUUUCCAAUCACACAAGAGCAGGCUCCCAUCUCUCUGAAUGGGCCAAUGAUCAAAAUACUAUAAAAUAAAGGUCAAAUAACUGGUUUUAGAACAGUUUUAAACCACUGAUUAAAUCUGCUAUAAAUGCAGUGAACGGUGUGUAGCACAUACAGGGGUUGGACAAUGAAACUGAAACAUCUGGUUUUAGAGCACAAUAAUUUAUUGUCCCGGCGGACAGUUCUGGUGGAAACAGGAGAGUUGAGGUGCACAUUGAAUUCUGCCGUGAUUUGAUCAGCCGUGGUUUUAUGUUUUUUUUUGGUUACAAUCCGGGUUAGCACCCGAACAUCCCUUUCAGACAGCUUCCUCUUACAGCGUCCACAGUUAAUCCUGUUGGAUGUGGUUGGUCCUUCUUGGUGGUAUGCUGACAUUACCCUGGAUACCGUGGCUCUUGAUGCAUCACAAAGACUUGCUGUCUUGGUCACAGAUGCUCCAGCAAGACGUGCACCAACAAUUUGUCCUCUUUUGAACUCAUAAUGUUGUGAGCAUUGCAAUAUUUUGAGCAGAACUGUGCUCUUACCCUGCUAAUUGAACCUUCACACUCUGCUCUUACUGGUGCAAUGUGCAAUUAAUGAAGAUUGGCCACCAGGCUGCUCCAAUUUAGCCAUGAAACCUCCUACACUAAAAUGAUGACAGGUGUUUCAGUUUCAUUGUCCAACCUCUGUAGAUGCAUAAUGCAGGAAAUACAUGAUUAUUUUUUGGCUAGAUCAGGCUACUGCACUUGCACAGAUCUCCACAUUGAGUGUUUUUUUUCUAUCCUGAUUGACACAGUUUAUAACUAGAAACCUGAAGAGUAAGUACUGGUAUCACUACAAGCACUAAAUGUAAAAAACAAAUGCUAGAUUACUAUUAUGCCAACCUAAAAGUAAAACAGAAAGAUUAUGAUACAUGGUUUUUGCAUGAUAGCAAUGAUACAGUACAUAAUGUACAGCUCUGGAAAAAAAGUAAGAGACCACUUCAGUUUCUGAAUCAGUUAAUUCUGCUAUUUAUAGGUGUAUGUUUGAGUAAAAUGAACAUUGUUGUUUCAGAAAAUGAGAAAUGGCUGAAAUAACAAAAAAAGAUGCAGAACUUUCAGACCUCAAAUAAUGCAUAAAGUUUAUAUUCAUAAAGUUUUAAGAGUUCAGGAAUCAUGAUUUGGUUUUUAAUAACAUCUUCCAUUUUAUGCUUCUUGGCAUCAUGUUCUCCUCCACCAGUUUUACACACUGCUUUUGAAUAACUUUAAUCCUUUACUCCUGGUGCAAAAAUUUAAGCAGUUCAGCUUGGUUUGAUGGCUUGUGAUCAUCCAUCUUCCUCUUGAUUAUAUUCCAGAGGUUUUUUAAUUUGGUAAAAUCAAAGAAACUCAUCAUUUUGAUGUGGUCUCUUAUUUAUUUUUCCAGAGCUGUACUACACACAGACAAAUACAGUGCAGUUGUAUUUUAUUUUGCUAAAUUCUGCAGUAUUGCACUUUUUAUUGAUUUAUCUGAAGGUAAUUUUUACCUUUUACUCUCUUUACUUACUUAUUAUUUUUACAGUUCAGUGCCAAAGCCUGUAAUAGCUAAUAACUCUGUACACAGCAGAACGCCCAGCGCGUACUCGGCAGUAGAGGAGACGAACUCAAAGAAUCAAAGAGCCGUAGCGUUUCUGUUCAGAUAAAAAAUAAAACAAAACACGUGUAUAAUACGACACCCAGAUCCUCUACCAUUUUUCUUAAAAGUCUCAUUGUCAGCUGUAAAUUGCUCAUCGAGGUGUUUCUCCACAUCACCCAGUCUUUCUCCUCCUCAUGGUUACGGUCUCUAUUCAGAUGUCUACUGCUUGUUGAAUGUCAUCCGGGUCAUUAGUGAGUGCCAUUGUGAUCUCUCCAGUCUUUCCAGUGUCUCCAGUGUCUCCAGUGUCUCCGGUGUCUCUGGUGUCUCCGGUUGGCGUGCAUGCCUGUUUCUGGUCAUCCUGUUCGUGUAAAUGAAGCUCAUCUCUGCAUCCUCAGACCCCAGAGCCAGCGUUAUUAUUAUUCACCUUGUUACUGAGAACAGAAAUGUGACAUUCUGGGCAAAAACAGAACAAAAGAACAAGAAAAGAAAAUUCUACCCAUUCUUCUUUAUAAAACUAAAGAAAAAGGCAACACUCACUACGUAACUUUUCCUUUCGAUUCUCGUCAGAGGGGGAAAUAAAAGGCUGUGAAAUGACGAAGAGGCGAAGAGUGGAGCACCAAUCAGAAAGCAUUAACCCAAGCCAGGCAAAUAACGGUCAAUAAGUGGUCUUCUCCUUGUGUUUCCUUGUGUUUUUUAUCAUCGUUUGUUUUCUCCAAGGUUCCCGUUGAUAACCUCCGUUUUUUUAAAUACGGAAACUGUUUCGGCGAGUCCGUUUUGUGGUUUUUAAAAGAAAAGAGCAGCUCAGUCCAUUGGGUUUUGCUCUGAAUAUACAGUAGAGGUCUGAAGGCAUGUGCACCCGGCUGAAGUGUCGAUAUGGAGGCUUACUUGCACUCUGUAUUUCCUUGACGUGUAAACAUAUUGCCAAAGACAAUUUCAUCAAUAUGUAAAUAUCACUCUGUCCAUCACAAUGGAGAAAAAAAAGAUUACUUUUUAUUUUUUGUUUGUUUGUUUUUUUCCAACCUGACAUCGAGUUUCUGUGCUGUAUUGUCUUCCAGUUGCAAUAAAAAAAAGAGUUGCAAAGGUGA
Molecule: messenger RNA, 8276 nt
Organism: Astyanax mexicanus (Mexican tetra)
Lineage: Eukaryota; Metazoa; Chordata; Actinopteri; Characiformes; Acestrorhamphidae
Gene: foxn3
Product: forkhead box N3
Exons: 6
Coding region: 438-1796 (452 amino acids)
Biological process (GO): regulation of DNA-templated transcription
Cellular component (GO): nucleus
Molecular function (GO): cis-regulatory region sequence-specific DNA binding; DNA-binding transcription factor activity
Source: RefSeq, a predicted model, not a curated record